Suillus clintonianus is the source of this 3348-nucleotide messenger RNA. RefSeq names its product CHAT domain-containing protein. Gene Ontology annotation, molecular function: protein binding. Lineage: Eukaryota; Fungi; Basidiomycota; Agaricomycetes; Boletales; Suillaceae. The transcript has 6 exons. The record is from RefSeq and is a predicted model, not a curated record. Bases 1 to 3348 code for a protein of 1115 amino acids.
AUGCCCGAUAGCGCAGAAAGCCAAUCUAUUAAACUUGAAAUCAUUGGCGGAAAAAAUCUUCAAGUCCCCUCCUUGCGCAUGCCUGCAGGCAUUUACGUGUCCAUCAAUGUCGACUCAAGGAGACGCUGGAAAUCAGCCAUCAGCGUCUUAUCAUUUGACGAAUCCGUAGUGUGGGGAGAUACCAUGACCCUAUCAUCACACGAGUCACCUGCGUUAUCAGUGGAGAUCAGAGCAUCUUACGAGGUCGACCGAACGCUUGGCAAUGGCGAAGUCAUCGGAAAACUUCAAACAUCGUGGAAUGAGUUGCUCGAUCAUGGAGAUGAACCAUUCGAACUGUCCUUCCCACCCGUUCUCGGUGUCACUCCUUCGCUCACGCUGAAGGCCGCUGUUGUACACGCUUGCGACAAUCAGGACAGCGCACUAUUUGACUCCCUCGUAGACUGCGAGAUUGCUCGAGAGACAGAUGCGGGCCACGCACGAUAUGCCGAAUACAUGACCACCAAGGCAGUCUCUCACCUGAACGACGCUUUACAACAUUUUCAGUUGGUUCUGGACCGCUGUCCGGUCGACCAUCCUGACCACGCAGCGGCUCUCACCAACCUCGCGUGGGCCCGCCUGCAAGGCUACAUUCAAAACGAUCUGCAAGACAUCGAUACCACUUCCCUAUUCCGUGAAGCCCUUGCGUUGCGUCCGCAGGGCCAUCCCGACCACAUAUCAUCUCUCUUUCAUCUCAUUUUCUCCUUGAACUCGCGCUACAUCAAGGAGCGCACCGCCGUGUUCAUUCACGAAUCCCUGCAGCUGUGCUGCAAGCUACUGCCGCUCUGUCCAGAGGGCACCUACCUUCGUAGCAUGCGCGUAGACGGUACGGUCGAUUAUGUGAUUGUGGAAUGCGUCAGUCUUCCGAUUGAUGCAUCUGACGAAGGCAUCCACCUUCGACGAGUCCUGCUCGAGCUUCUCCCCCUGGGCCAGAAAUACCGUCCCUUGACCCUCGACGGGCUUGCACAGUCACUCUUAACACGGUUUCAACAACGGGGCAGCAUUGAUGAUCUAGAAGAGAGCAUACAACUUCGUCGUGAAGCCGUUUCUCUGUGCCCCGAGGGACAUUCUGACCAUGGUGAAUACCUGAACAACUUGGCCCUCUCACUCCAAUUCCGCUUUGAUCACCAAGGCAAAUCUCAUGACCUCGACGAGGUCAUCUCCAUGUACGAAGAAGCGCUGCGCCUGAGUCCUGUUGGGCACACAUUUCGUGAUUUACCAUUGGGCAACCUAGGGAGCGCCCUCCACACCCGUUUCAACAAACACGGUGACGUUGAUGACAUCAACCGAGCUGUCAGCCUCUAUCGCGAGGCACUGUCGUUGCGCCCACCUGGGCAUCCACGUCGUGACACCACGCUUAACAACCUUGCCCUCGCGCUCCAAGAGAGAUAUGACGAAUUGCAUGUCAUCGAGGAUCUUAACGAGGCCAUUGAUCUGUAUCGCGAAUCCCUUCUGGUCAUACGGCUUGAUAAUCCAGAGCGCCAUAAACAACUUUACAAUUUGGGCUCGGCGCUCUGCUCUCGUUUCAUGCUAACUCCGAAGGAUAUCGAUGUCGAGGAGGCUAUUCGACUCUGCCAAGAGUCGUUGGUGGUUUUGCCACAACUCCACCCUGACAGGCACUACUCAUACUUCAUUCUACAUGGCGCAUAUAUAUCUCGUUACCAGGUUCAGCACAAUCCUGCUGAUUUGUCACUCGCAAUGGAGAACUUCCGGCUGGCAUCCCGACACCCUACUCAAGGAUUUCCGAACCGUCUCAUUGAGGCAUAUUAUUGGACUGUCGCAGCGGAGCAGCAUGCUUCUGGAUGCUCAUUUGGGAAACGAUCAUCAACCACCUCGCGCCGCGAAGCUGCCGCUGCCUUCCACUAUGCAAGAUCACUACCUGUAGACGCAGCAUCGUGUGCCAUCCGCAGUGACAAUCUCCGGCGUGCAAUCGAACUUGUGGAGCAGGGACGUGGCCAACAGUGGUCAUUGGCCUCUCGUCUCAAGUCUCGAGUCGAAGACCUCGAAUCGGGGCAUCCACAUCUAGCCCGCAAUUUUUUGGAGCUGAGCAAGCGCGUUUCCGACGCCGCUCAGGGUUCUGCAACCAUCACCGACAGACCUGCAGCUGAAGUAGCAGAAACAAAGUACAGGAAAAUUACGACGCAAUGGGAAGCCGUGGUAGCUGAAAUCCGUAAUCUUCAAGGUUUCUCGCGGUUCCUACUUCCACUUUCAUACGAAGACUUGCAAGCAGCAGCACGCAAUGGACCGGUCAUCAUCCUCAUUGCCAGCCAAUACUCGUGCAACGCCAUUGUUGUCCCGACCUCAGGAGAGCCCCACCAUAUUCCCUUGUCGUCUGUCACUCUCUUAGAUCUGGAGAAUCUCAAGGGUCGCUUCGCCAGAGCGAUACAGCUAGCAUCUCGCAUGGGCCUAACGGAGUCGAGGUCGGACCUAAUAGUCCUAUUGCGAAUAGUAUGGGACAAUAUCAUGCUACCCAUCGUCAACGUACUUGAGCAUGUCCUCGAAUUAAAGCGAGGGUCGCGAAUCUGGCUGUGUCCAACUGCAGCUUUCACUUCUAUUCCUCUCCACGCAGCUCAUCCGUUUCAAAUGAAGGCGGAUCGCUCUGGGAAGGAGCCAUGCCUGGAGGAUCUCUACAUAUGUUCUUACACGCCGACACUUUCGGCGCUGAUCAGAUCUAGGCAGAUGAUGAAGAAACGUCGUGUACCUCCAUCCUUUGUGGCGGUUGGACAAGGUCAACCGAGUGGAGGGAAUGGCAAGGAGCUCUUAGCUGUCGAUAGCGAGCUCGAGCUUGUCAAUAAGCUCGUCCCCGCGACGGCCAAUCGUUCCACUGUUUCUGGCGAAGCAGCCACUCGAGCAGGUGCACUUGAAGCCCUGGAACAGAACACCUGGGUGCAUCUCGCAUGUCACGGCAAACAGGACCACAAACAGCCUUACGAUUCUCAUUUCGUCAUGAAGGACGCACCUCUCACGCUGCUCGACAUCAUGGAGAAAGACAUUCCGCAUGCUGAAUUCGCGUUCUUAUCAGCGUCCCAUACCGCCGUCGGCGACAGGGAGACGCCUGACGAAGUCAUCCAUCUCGCAGCUGGACUUCAGUUUUCAGGGUUCAAGAGCGUCAUUGGCACGCUGUGGGAGGUUGACGAUGCUGUCGCCAAACACGUCGUUGAAGCGUUCUACGAGAACAUGGUCAAGGAUGUGGAGGAUGGCGGGUUCAUGGACUGUACGAAGGCGGCUUGGGCACUGAACCGUGCUACUCACGCUGUGAAAACGAAAGUGCCGCUCGAGCAGAGAUUGGUUUUUAUUCAUAUUGGUGUGUAG